AUGCAGCCACCACUUGUUAUAAAGCAGGGCACAACAUCAGGACAAGUCAACAUGCAAUCUGGGAUGAUGACUGUACCUAUGACAGUUAACUCGAGCAUUUCGAAUACAAUUCCCAAUGUUAUGACUAUUAAUAAACCAGGAGGGCAAAAUGUAGUAGUGACAACACAGAAUGUGGGAUCAGGACAACAAUCCAUUAUUCCAAAUGUUCAGAUAAUCAAUACACGACCUGGAGCUCCAUCUGUUUCUGCUCAAAAGUCAGUUGCAACAGUCUCCCCGCGAGUUGUCAUUGGAACUCCACAAGUGGUGGGGGCGAGAGCUGCUGUUCCUGGUAUAACGCUGCAAACACUUCAAAGUCUACAACAGGGGCAGCAGGGUCAUUUGUUGUUAAAGACAGAGAGUGGUCAAUACCAGCUGUUGAGGGUGGGUCCGGCACCAGCUGGCAGCACCCUCACAGCACCUCAGCCGCAGACCCUCCGGCUGUCAACCGUGCCGGCACACCCUGGCGUGGUGACGGCGUCGACGAGCGUCGCGGUGCCACAGAUGGCAGCGCAGCUCCCUGCGUCCGCUCCCUCCGCCCAGGCCACGUCCGCCCACUCCGCAGCACAAAGCGCUCCGCCCUCCUCGACUCCGCAGGCCCCCGUCGUCACCACUCAGAAACCCUUGGACAACACAAAGGAGAAGUGCCGAAACUUUCUGGCGAACCUGUUGGAUCUUUCGAGUAAGGAGCCCAAGUCGGUGGAGAGGAACGUGAGAAACCUCAUACAGGAGCUCAUCGACGCUCAGGUGGAACCCGAGGAGUUCUGCGAUCGACUGGAGAGGCUCUUGAAUGCCAGUCCGCAGCCGUGCCUCAUAGGCUUCUUAAAGAAAAGCUUGCCCCUGCUGCGCCAGUCCAUGUGCACCAAGGAGCUGGUGAUCGAGGGUAUCAAUCCCCCCUCCCCGCAGGUAGCCUUCGCCCCGCCGGCUCAGGCGCAGCCCGCGCUCGCCGCCAACGUGCAAAUGCAAAAAGCGACGGCCAAACCCGGGGGCUCCAUAGCGGUCUUGCAGAACAUCCCACUCCACACCAAGAUCAACGUGACGAAAGUCGGCAAAACGAUGACGGUGAACAGCAAAGCGAACUUCGCGAGGCCCGGGAAUCCCUCGGCGGCCCUCUCCACCGUCCUCACGCCGGGCAAGUCUCUGCUCAAGGACAAGGAGAGGAAGUCCACUCUGCAGUUCACUCAGCCCUUCGGCGACGACAAGAUGACCGGGGACGACGACAUCAACGACGUGGCGGCCAUGGGAGGCGUCAACCUGGCCGAGGAGACACAGAGGAUUCUGGGCUCGACGGAACUCAUCGGCACUCAGAUAAGGUCAAUAAAAGACGAGUACUUGGUGCCGAUGGGCAUAAUGCAGAACCGGGUGAAGGCCGUCAUCGGAAAGCACGGCCUGGAAGACGCGUCGGCCGAGGUGAGCAGCCUCGUGUGUCACGCCGUGCACGAGAGGCUCAAGAACCUGCUGGAGAAGCUGGCCGUCGUCGCCCAGCAGAGGAGCGAUCUCUUGAUCAAGACCGACUCCUGCUACGACGUCACCCAGGACGUGAAGGGUCAGCUGAAGUUCCUGGAGGAGCUGGACCGCGUGGACCGGAAGAGAAGGGAGGAUUCCGAGAGAGAGAUCCUUCUCAGGGCCGCCAAGUCGCGCUCCAAGAACGAGGAUCCGGAACAGGCCAAGCUGAAGGCCAAGGCGAAGGAGAUGCAGCGAGCCGAGCUGGAAGAGCUGCGGCAACGAGAGGCCAACCUGACCGCUCUGCAGGCCAUCGGGCCCAGGAAGAAGGCCAGGCUCGACGGACCGGCGGACGGCGGAGUCAGCGCUCCGGGGAACAACUCUUUCCCGGGUCGCAGUCAACUGGCCCUGAGGACUCGCCUGAAGCGCAUCAACCUGCGGGACAUGAUCUUCCUUCUGGAGCAAGAGCGAGACACGGCCUACACCACUCUUCUGUUCCGGAGCUACCUGAGAUAA
This is a messenger RNA of Pieris macdunnoughi, 1995 nucleotides long. NCBI's taxonomy places the organism in Eukaryota, Metazoa, Arthropoda, Insecta, Lepidoptera, Pieridae. The record is from the annotation of a GenBank genome assembly.